CCAACAGAUCUAGAUUACCAUAGAGACAUAAACCAGAUAAACAAAAACAAUGGCUGAUCCAGAGAACAUCUCCAUGGAAAGCCAAGACAAGGUCCUCAUAGAAAAAGACGGUCAAUUUGAACUGGUAAACUCAACGGAGGUACAAGCUGACAUUUUGGCGCUAGAGGAUAACAAGACCGAUGAUAGUGAAAUCUCGCGAAAUAUCUCACAGGAAAACGACCCAAUUAAGUCGUCAGCUAAUUAUGAAGCCAAAGGCAAGCUAAGUGACACAGAAGAACCAUUGGCUCCUGAAUUAGAUAAAAUAUCUUCACAGACACCAGACAAAAUGCCAACUCAAGCAGUGGAAAGCAACGACGAUAAAAUAGCUAGCAGCAAUAAUGAUAAUACAACCUUGAAUGUAACUGAAGAAGCAAUAGACAAAACACAGACUGAAGCAGAAAGAGUAAACAUUAGUCAAACUACCAUUGAACCAGAAACAGAAAUGAAAAACGAAGAUGCAGUAACUGUAGACAUGCAACCUGAAAGUGAAAUACGUGACACUAGUAGAGCAGAAGGAAACAGCGCUAUAGGCGAAUCAAUGUCCCUACAGGCAAUGGACAAACCUCCAUCAAGUAGCAUGACCAGUUCGGCGACCACCAGGCUAAGUAGAAAGUCAUCGGGUCAUAGAAAGACUAAAAUGAAUGGCGGUAGAUCGAAAUCAAAACGACUGUCUCUGCAAUCAGCUCCGUCAAGACUCAAAGACAAAAACGAACGUGCGCUAUUGAAUGAGAGAGCUUUUCGCUUGUGGGUAGAAAAGAAAAAUGCAGAGCUUCAGGAAAAGAGAAGGAAGAUGAAAACUGAGCCACUAGAAACUGAAGAAGAUAAAUUAAAGAGAAACCAGAAAGCUUUUGAAAGUUGGCUAAGAAAGAAACAGAAGCAGAUAAUUAGUCUACGAAUGGCAGAAGAAGCAAAAGCCCAAAAUGAGCUAAGCAAGGAAGAGAAGAAAGAGAAAGAAAAGGAAAUGUUUAAGUCCUGGGUUCAAAAGAAGACAGAGGAGAAAACUAAACUGAAAGAAUUAGAAGAGGCCAAAAAGAAAGAAAUGAAUAUACUGGUCAAAAAGACACCUCAAGACAUUGCUCAAAAGGCUUAUAAACAGUGGCUUCAUCGUAAAACGGUUGAAGCAAAACGUGAGGCAGCGAGACAGAAGAGAUAUCGAAAGUUGUUCUUUCAAGAAUCUCAACAACUUCACAAAGCACUCACUAAUAGGUUUCAAGGCUUUUAGCUGACCAACUCAUCUCAGCACAUUAUAAUGCAACAAUGAUUAUUACUGAUUAAAAAGUUUAUAACGAUCAUGUUAUUAUUAUCAUUAU
This is a messenger RNA of Amphimedon queenslandica, 1349 nucleotides long. Its product is annotated as coiled-coil domain-containing protein 181-like. Gene Ontology annotation, molecular function: microtubule binding. Bases 50 to 1261 code for a protein of 403 amino acids. The record is from RefSeq and is a predicted model, not a curated record. The transcript is spliced from 3 exons. Lineage: Eukaryota; Metazoa; Porifera; Demospongiae; Haplosclerida; Niphatidae.